AUGGGCCAAGUCGGGGGCCAGGGAUACACAUCCCUCAUUGUUGCGUCCGUCAUGCUCGGACUGAGCUGGCUGGUCGUCUCUGCACGCCUCGCCGUGCGGCAUUGGAAGAAGACAAUUGGUGUGGACGACUAUCUCAUGCUCGCCGGGCUUGCGCUAUACUCUGUCACAGCGAGUUUCGUGAUCUCCGCGUGCUUUCACGGUUCUGGGCAGCAUGCUUCAAAACUUACUACCGCGGACAUAAUGACGGGAACUAAGCUCUUUUAUAUCGCAGAGUACUUUUAUGCAGGCUGUACGGCCCCCAUUAAGUGGAGCAUCUGCGUUUGCCUUAUCCGAAUCGCCGAAUCCCGACGGGCUAUUGUUUACGUCAUCUGGGGCGUCAUGGGGAUGUCGGCAUGUGCGACUCUGAUCUUUAUCAUCACGAUUGCCAACAUUUGCCAUCCGAUCCAGACGCUUUGGGGCGCCGCGCACGGCACUUGCAACGCCCGGCUCAACAGUGACGUGAGCUUCUUCUUCUCGGCCGUGUCCAUUGUCACGGACUGGACCCUUGCCACGCUCCCGGCCUUCCUGCUGUGGAAUAUCCAGAUGAAGCCGCGCGUCAAGCUCUCUUGCAUGCUCAUGCUCGGGCUCGGUGCUUUUGCAAGCACUGCCACCAUUGUUCGUCUGCGCUACCUUACGCUGUACAACGACAGCGCGGAAUUCAUGUUCAGUACGGGCGCUAUUGGCCUCUGGUCUGUCCUGGAAGAGGGCAUCGGCAUUAUUUCCGGGUCCAUGCCGGCGCUCCGACCGCUCCUCAACCUGAGCAUUUUUCAUGGCAGCAGUUAUAACAUCAGCGACAAUAGGAACUUAUCGACGAAUGCCGUCGGUCUUCAGACUAUUGGCGGUACCAACGGCAGAAAAGAAGCGCGCCGGCGCGCUAGUGCCGAUGAUGACGGCGAUAGCCAAAAGCAGAUCUUCAAGCAGACGCAGAUCAGCAUAUCGGGAGCAGACGGAUCGCGGACGGCUGACGAGGACUGGACUAAGCAACAGGUUCUGGGAUGGCAGAGCUAG
Grosmannia clavigera kw1407 is the source of this 1047-nucleotide messenger RNA. RefSeq names its product cation-transporting ATPase 4. NCBI's taxonomy places the organism in Eukaryota, Fungi, Ascomycota, Sordariomycetes, Ophiostomatales, Ophiostomataceae. The transcript is spliced from 4 exons. The coding region runs from base 1 to 1047 and encodes 348 amino acids. The record is from RefSeq and is a predicted model, not a curated record.